AUGAAUCCUUACUCACCGGCUUUCGUGCCUGGUAGCUCCAGCCAGAGGUUCGAGGACAGAUUGGCCAUUCUAAACAGUAACACUCCUCAUCCAAACGAUAGCAUUUCUACUGGUUCCCAGGUCCCUGCUCUCCAGUCUUUGAACAUGUCGAGUCAGGUCCUUCCUAGGCCCAACAAGAAUUCCUAUGGCUCACUUGCCUACUCUCAACCUUCGAUGACUGCUCAACUUCCCCACCAACCCCGCCAGACCGAGAUUGUAUCCCCAGUGACUCGCCGUGCGACUUCUUCGCUGAUACAGCAACUGAACAAACUUGAGGUUCAGGAACCAUCUAUGAGCGCUCAAGCCAUUGCUGGAUAUAGGGAAAGCGUUGACAAAGCUACCAACCCGAGUGAAAUGCCAAUUGGUAGUCUUGUUGACUUCAGAGAGCCUCCUUCUUUUGGUGUUGUUAAGAUUUCGAACAUUCCCUACUCCAUAACAAAGCAGGAAAUACUCCAGUUUCUCGGUCGCCAGGCACGCCUAAUUACUCCAGAGCAAGGCUGUCCGAUCCAUAUCAUUAUGGAAAGAUCCACCGCUAAGACGAUGGACUGUUAUGCCGAGUUUCAGACCCAUGCCGACGCCAGAGAAACCGCUAAUCGCAUCAACCGUAUCUACGAGUCUGGACGUCCGCCUCGUCUUGGUAAUCGCCAUGUUGAUGUUGAUCUGACUGACCAGAAUGAGCUUUUGAAAGACUUGUUCCCGCGUGCAAAGUGCAUUGUCUGGAGGGGCGGUAUGCCAUAUCCCCAAGAAAACAGAGACCCUUAUUGCUCAGGCUUUACUGGUUUCUUCACCGCGGAGGAAAUAAUUUUGGCCAUUCGUCAUGCAGAAAUACCUCAUCGUUCUCCCUUCUGUGACAAAUGUCCGCAACGCACUUACGAGUCCACUAUAAGUACACUCCACAAGUGUUACACGGUGCAUGAUCGUAAUCAGUUGUUUGAGUUGGUCAACCGUCACAUACAAUCUCUCGUUUCUCGUAUCCAGAGAGUCAAUACCGUUGGCCUUGAUCAGAAACUACUCAAUGAUCUGCUCCAGGCGGGUCUCAAAUGCCCAGCUUUCAAUGAGCGGCAGAAAUAUACUCUGUGCAUCAAUUCCGAGAUUUCAAGCGAAAUAAUCAGGUUACCGGAAACUAGCAAAUGGUUUCCAUUUGAUAGUCUUGCUAGGAAGCCUAAUUUCAAUGAGGACAUCUAUACAGGCAGCGAACACGAGUUUGAAACCAUGGGAUUGUCUAACACAUUUCCGAAGGAUGUUCCUGCCCUUCGUUCUCCCUUUGGUCAAAUCUGGUUUGAAUGGCCCCAGUCUGCCUCCCAAAUCAGUUGGGAGACAGCUGUCCAUCACGAAAUGGUCAUUCUCUGCACUCUGGUCUUUAAUGGAUGGAUGAAUGACGACAUGAACAAUCUCUUUAACGACAGAAGAGUAUAUGGAGAGUCAUCACUAUCACUCACCCCCGGUAAUGGCCGUAUAUUGCGCCUUUCGCCCAGUGACACUGAGAGAAGCCAAAUGUUGUCCCAUUCUGAUGCCCACGUCUCCCACUUCCGCCGCGCGAGUGAGUCUGUGGGAAUAGGCGGCGUUGUCAGCUCUGGAAAGGCCAGAAACACUUGGAAUCAUAGGUUGCUGUUGUAUCCCCCUAGUGGACAUCGCCGUGGCCACCGUAACACCCAAUCGUCUCCCAUGUGUCUUCCGUCACCCACUACCAACCCCUGGGGGGAUCUAAGUUCCGAAUGA
Aspergillus versicolor CBS 583.65 is the source of this 1758-nucleotide messenger RNA. RefSeq lists its product as uncharacterized. The transcript is spliced from 5 exons. Lineage: Eukaryota; Fungi; Ascomycota; Eurotiomycetes; Eurotiales; Aspergillaceae. The record is from RefSeq and is a predicted model, not a curated record. Bases 1 to 1758 code for a protein of 585 amino acids. Gene Ontology annotation, molecular function: nucleic acid binding.